GGAGGAAUAGGAGAAGAGCAUGUCUAGCUGUCUCUGGGCACCUAAAUUUUUUUAAAUUUUAAGUUGAGAGAAAAUUUCUAUAUGUUGAUGGGGUGUGGAAUAAUCCGGUACUUAUAUGCCCCGUGUUAUGAUUGGAUCAGGGGCCCCGCCGCCGCCAUGUCUGGCUCGUUCGAGCUCUCGGUGCAAGAUCUCAACGACCUGCUCUCAGACGGCAGCGGCUGCUACAGCCUCCCGAGCCAGCCCUGCAACGAGGUCAUCCCGAGGGUCUACGUGGGCAACGCGUCUGUGGCUCAGGACAUCUCCAAGCUGCAAAAAUUAGGCAUCACCCACGUCCUGAAUGCCGCUGAGGGCAGGUCCUUCAUGCAUGUCAAUACCAAUGCCAACUUUUACAAGGAUUCCGGCAUCAUCUACUUGGGCAUCAAGGCCAAUGAUACGCAGGAGUUCAACCUCAGCGCCUACUUUGAAAGGGCAGCAGACUUCAUUGACCAAGCCUUGGCUUACAACAACGGCCGGGUGCUUGUCCAUUGCCGUGAGGGGUACAGCCGCUCCCCAACACUAGUCAUUGCCUACCUCAUGAUGCGGCAGAAGAUGGACGUCAAAUCUGCUUUGAGCAUUGUGAGGCAGAAUCGUGAGAUCGGCCCCAAUGACGGUUUCCUGGCCCAACUCUGCCAGCUCAAUGACACACUAGCCAAGGAGGGCAAGGUGAAACUCUGAGGUGCCCACAGCCUCUCCUGCAGAGGUCUGACUGGGAGGCCCCGGCUGCCACGCUUAGGAAACACAGUGUACCCUGCUCCCAGUGUCACAAGGCACUAGCCCAUAUGUCUGUCCCAUUGUGGCCCCGGGCCGCUCCACCCUUAGGGAGCAUUUGAAGAAGCUUGCUGAGGAGGCCUUUCUUGCUCCUUGGCGAUCCUUUCCUGCAGUUUAUGUCCUUUCCCUGAGGUGGGGGCUCAGGGAGGAAGCCUGUGGCAUAGAUACAUCUCAGUGACCCAGGGCAGGAGGCCUGUGAGGGUUCAAGGGCCUGAGCCACUCACGGGCUCUCCUGGUGAACCCCUCCCCACCUGGGUUCCCCUGAGUGGCCUAACACAGUGACCCUGCUACAGGAUUUAUGCACAUGCAGGCUCUGCUUUCCUCACGUCUGUCACUGGUCCUCACAGCCCACCACACCCUCUUAGGCAGAGGUGUGACAAGAGUUCUGAAGCAGCGUAGAGAUGGGUUAUUUGUGGCUGGAGUUCCCCAAAGAGGCUGCAUCCCCAGUAUUUCCUUAGAAUCAAAGAUACUAUGCAGGGGCCCUUGGGUUAGCACAUCAGUUUUUCCUUUAGGGCUCUCCUGAUUCUUUGGAAUGUUUAAAGUGCGCCUCUUUGGGGAUCUUACGUUAUCUGCUGCUCCGGUGCCUUCCCUGUGGAUGGCUCUACUCCUUUGCUUGUUAGAAGAGCAAUGCCUUGGGCAGGGUUUUACUUCUAUUUUUUAAGAGUACAGGGUGUUGAGGUCCAGCCUAUUAAAGCAACAACAACAACAACCAAAAAAAAAAAAAAAAAAAAAAAAAAAAAACCCAACCCACCAUUCGGAGAAUUGCAAGGGUUUUAUCCUGAAUUAUAGUGUGGGUGAGCCCAAGCCAUCAUACUAACUGCUUGUCAUCCUGGUUGCUAUUCUAAGAAUAGGAGGAGGAAGUUGGCCAAUUACAGAUCAUGUUGGUGGGUGUGUGCAUGGGUGUGAAGGGGGAAGGGGGCUGUCCCCUCGGGGACAGAAGGGAAAUGAAGGGUCCCUGUGUUCACCCUGCCCAUUUAUGGGUGGUUCUGAUGGUUCUGUGGUGUCUGUGCAGGAGCCCUGCAGUGACUCGCUGGGCAGAAAUGAGACUUGAUGUAUUAUCCCAAUAGACCUCUCCUUUAUUGGAGAGAGAGAAAACAAAGAAAUAACCUUUUAAAGGACUUUCUAAGGAUGGCUUGGAAAUGUGCUGGACCUCAUGUGUGUACAUAUCUGCCAGAGAUUGAACACAAUCUUCUUGGGACUUUAUGUUCUUGUAUCCAGGGUCAUACAGAGCAGAGUGGUGGCACUUAGCCAGCACCCCAGUACCUAGCACAUGGGCAUCUCAUAAAACCCUGUUUUUAUGAGAACUGGAGCUGUUUGAGUACCCCGUGUGUAUAACGUGUUGUCAUGGGGCACCCGGAUCCCAGCAGCCUGCAUGCCAUAGGAUAUCUUGCCAGAGUUUGCAAAGAAAUCUUACUUGGAGAGAAAGAAAUAUCAGGGACUUUUGUUGAAUGUUUCAAGUUCAGCUUUCAGUGGAGAACUCAGCAGUAUGGACAGUGAGGAGUGUGCCUUUUCCAGAGCUGCUGAGCCUGGGGAAGCAGGUGCAUCUCAGGGCCUCACUCCCGGGGUAAAAGCAGGGGCAGAGCUGUGCAGCCUGGAUUUUCACUGUCUCCUAUCCUGUGUGAUCACAGCAGCCCUAGACACAUGGGACCAUUCAUCUUCUUUUUCCAGAAUGAAACGGCCAUAGCCAAACUGUGUACCUCACUCCAUAAUUUUCAAGUGGCUUUCUUGAUUCUUCUGAUUUUCAUUUCAUAAUAACCCCGUAAAGUUGACAGAACUUACCUGUGUGUUGUUAUGAGAGAAAAGCAAAAUAAAUAAAUAAAAGUUAAAUUAAAUUAAAAAAAACCAUCUGGGGUAGCAGGGCCUGGUAGCACGUGUCUACAGUCCCAGUUCAUGGAAGUCAGAGGCAGGAGGAUCACUGCAAGUUCAAGUCCAGUGUGGUCUCAAUGUUGAGACUCCAGGCUACAAUAGCAAGAUCCUGUUUUUAAAAACCAAAAAAUUCAGAAUAAUUAAGGGUCACCCAGGUCUCUAGGGAUAAGUGGAAGUAGUUUCAGGACUGCUGCUUAGGAAAACUGGGCUGCCCUUGCCUUUGUCGCCUCUGAGACAAGCUCCCAGUGAUGUUCAAGUGCUCUGCACGCCUUUGAGCCAUCCCCAGAGAAAGAAGUAGAAGAUCGGCCCCUAAUCAGUUAGGUGACACAUGGUGACAUGUGACAAUGAACUCUGCUCUUGGAAGAGGCUGCGCUCCCCUUCUCCUGCCUUAUCUGGAUGCUGACCCCACAGGACAGCCAGUCACUUCCUUUGACUCAUAAAAAUAAAUCCAGGUUGAAAUUAAAAUGUAAAAUGGUUUCCUUCUGAACCUUCAGUAGGCUGACUGCCUUUCCAGAGGCAGGCUGUUUCCCCCGCCGUUCUAUUAUCUCGAGAACAUAGGCCAACACCAGAGGAGGGAAUUCUUUUGAGCCACACUAAGACUCUUUCGGGCUCCAACACAGAAGGUUAAGAAUCCCCCCAGUUGGCCCUUAGCACACCCCUGGGAAAUGGGCAUGAGUAAUACUGUUGUGACCAGCAGGUGGCACUGCAGCCUUUCCAGCCACAAGUUCACAUAAAGAUGCUUGUAGUAUUAAGAUGCUCAGUGUUUUAAUCAAAAUAAGCACCGAUCUUAAACAGGAGGAUAAGAUCUUUCCUCAUGGAACAUUUUCUUUUUCAUUAAAGUGGCAUCAGACUGUCCUUCCAGAUCGUGAUUCUAAUCUGAUCUUAGAGGGAGUCUCAGGGUACAGAGAAGAUUGGUGAAUGUUUAGCUUAUGUUGCUCUUAACCUUCUCCAACUGUUCGGGUAACUUGUAAGGAGUGAUUUGAUGGACAGAAAAUGUUCAGGGGAACGGGAAUGGUGGGAUAAAACAGAAUUGUCACCUGCGAAGCACAGGCAAGGACCUGAGUUCUAUUCCUGCCAUUGAGAGUGGGGGAGGAAAAUUUAAUCUCUAUUGUAUCACCAGUGUUAACACACUAUAAAACUGUAACCAAAAUAAAUGUCUUAUCUUAACAAGGAAA
Messenger RNA from Phodopus roborovskii (desert hamster), 3848 nucleotides. RefSeq names its product dual specificity phosphatase 3 (gene Dusp3). Gene Ontology annotation, molecular function: protein tyrosine/serine/threonine phosphatase activity; MAP kinase phosphatase activity. The record is from RefSeq and is a predicted model, not a curated record. The transcript is spliced from 4 exons. Gene Ontology annotation, cellular component: cytoplasm. Gene Ontology annotation, biological process: protein dephosphorylation; negative regulation of MAPK cascade. Bases 82 to 714 code for a protein of 210 amino acids. Lineage: Eukaryota; Metazoa; Chordata; Mammalia; Rodentia; Cricetidae.